UAAGGUUGAAUUACUCAAUUCUUUCCACGCAGAGGAAGAGAGAUAAAAGACAUAAUGUCUUUAUCAAAGUGUCAUACCUCUACACCAGAAACAACAAACACAGCUCGACUGGCGAGGCUUAUACUGGGACCAUGUACUGAUGUUUUACGUGACAUUCUAAAAACAGAAGUGUUACCAUCUGAUUUGUCUAAAACGGUUAAGAUAUUCACAAAGAGUCUAAAAUAUGGACAACGAAACCCAUUCAACAAAGCACAAGUAGAGAUGAUUUUCCCCAAACCAACGAAUCAAUACAGUGGCGAUUAUUCGGACUUAGACAUAUCGUUAUUGUAUAUGCUUAUACGCAAUGUAAGUAAUAUAGCAGCGCAUUCUAAUGGUUGGGGAGAGAUUCCUUAUCCCGGUGAUAGAAGCGUGGCAGCCAACAUUGAAAGAAUUCGCCUCAUUAGGAACCAGUAUUACGGACAUUCAGCUGAUCUGUCCCUAUCCGAUUCAGAAUUUAGACACGAAUGGAGAAACAUCCGGGACAUUGUGGUGGAGCUAGAGCGACAUCUAGGAACAUCCACGGUUUACCAAGAUGCAGUCAACGAGAUAAAAACCUGCUCCAUGGACCCAGAACAAGAGAAGAAAUACAUAGAUUUACUUGGAGAUAUCAGAGAACUUCAUUCAACUGUGGAUAAUCUUUCGAGUAAUAUGCAGAAAAUACAAAGGGAAUUGGUCCUUCAUGGUAAAUAUCUUGUAUCAGUUUCAUGUCAUGAUGACCGUGAAAUGACAGGAAAUCCUGCUUGCCAUAGCGUUAAUUUUUAUACAAUGAAUAGAACAACUAAACAAAUGAUACAAAAACAUAAUGAAGCUGUUAGUAGUUUCUUUAUAAAAACUCGUGCAUUUGACAGAGCGAAGGAACUGUUGGACAUUAACGGUUAUGUCGUCAUCAAGGGAAACCCCGGGACUGGAAAAACCACAAAUGCCAAGAUGUUAAUGAAAGAAUUGAUGGAGGAAGGAAAUUCUCCUCUUCAGCUUUACAAGUUAACAGACUUGUAUGGUAACAUAUCACCGGGUGAUGGUAUAGUGGUAUUUUUUGACAAUUUAUUUGGAGAGUUUUCUUUGAACAGCUAUGAUAUUCAGGAGUUUAAAGCUAUGACGGAGAUGAUACAAGUGUUGAUUGAGAGUGGCGUAGAUAAGAAAUCAAACAGAUUGAUAUUUGCGCUAAGAAAUGAUAUAUAUCGGGAAUAUGUACAAAACGAGUGCGAUGGCGAUUUCUUCCUGUCUUCCGUGGUUGAUCUAUCAAGCAAGGAAAAUGCUUUGCUUAAGGACGAGAUUCUACAGCUAUCACAAAAAUAUCAGCUUUCUGAGUACAUAGAAGACAGAGAACUUAUCAAUAAGGUAUUUGAAAAGCCAUUAUCUAUAGGAUUCCCACAAUGUUGUAAAUUGGCAAGAAGUAAUGAAGUUUUUAAAGAAAAUGUUUCCGCUUUUUUUCCCAAUCCAAUGUUGUUUUUGAAAGACUACUUAAAAACUUUAAUGAAAAGUCGAACUGCAAAAAGUGCUGCUUUAGUGUACCUUCUCCUGAGUGGAGGAGAAGUAGAUUUUAAAUUUAUUGAUAGGUCUCAUCUGGAUUUAGAGAUGAAACAUGCCUCUAUAGAAUUCGCAGGUCUACAAAGCUCAUACGUUAACGAUUUCCAAGACAAUAUAAAAAAUGACCAAGGCGCCAAUGUAUUACAGUCUGCAGCAAGUUCUGGGGACAAACAUGCAUUUAAUCUUUUGUUAGAGUUUGGCUGUGAUCCAUUAGAAAAAGAUCGAUUAAGUGGUCACACUGUACUUACUUGUGCUUGUCAGGAUG
Messenger RNA from Saccostrea cuccullata (small rock oyster), 1831 nucleotides. RefSeq lists its product as uncharacterized. NCBI's taxonomy places the organism in Eukaryota, Metazoa, Mollusca, Bivalvia, Ostreida, Ostreidae. The transcript is spliced from 5 exons. The record is from RefSeq and is a predicted model, not a curated record. The annotation marks the transcript as partial.